UCAGACAGGUUGGCACUGGCAGACUUGCAUCCAAAGCCUGCUGAGUGAUAAGGAACGUAUCCGCGCCUUGAUGGCAGAGUUGUUACACUUGUGUGACAAUCAUGCUGGAAGCAUUGUUGGUACACUGAACAAGGAUGUGUGUAUGGGUAUUAAAUAUGCUCUUUCGCUCCGACGGACACAAGAUCCAAAAAGAAGACUUUCAGGAUUCAAUGCGUACAUUCAAAAGAGGAUUUGAUCAAGAAUGUUUAACUUUCUCAUUUUUACUUUGGUGAUUUGAGGAAGAUUCGUAAUUUGUGCGGUUGGAACUCCUGCCCCAGUGACUCGCUGGAUGUAACGUUGUCACUGGAUGAGUGAGUUAUACAAACAGAAUCCACUUUGGAACAAGUUUGGAAGAACUUGCCGGGCAGUGUGUGGUACAAACAACAACAUGGGGACCGUGUUUUGGAUGGUUUCUCUUCUGGCUUUUCCAGUGCUGGAGUCUGCCAAGAUCCUGACUGUCAGUCUAAUUGGAGGAAGCCACUACUUGUUACUAGAUGAGAUUUCUAACAACCUACACCAGCACGGCCACGAGGUCCGCAUGCUUUUGCAACUGGGAAACCCUGUUAUUACUGGGUUUUCCUAUGCAGGCCAUGCAGACAGUUACCAGACGACCACCUGGUCCUUGGGAGAGGAAUACAUCAAAGAGAACAACGGCUGGUUCAUGGAGCAACAAACACAGUUUUUGCUGGGAAGGGACAACUUUAACACCUUCCUAAACUUCAUGGGGAACCUAUCCUAUCAGUGUGACCGGCUGCUAGGGGACCAAGAGAUGAUGACUUUCCUCCAGAGGGAGCGCUACGAUAUCACCAUCCUCGAUGCCUUCAACCCCUGCUCCUUCAUCCUGGCACGCAAACUCGGUAUCGACUACAUAGCUUUCUACCCCGGCACUCUGAACAGCCCUGUGUCCAUGGCGCUCCCCAGCCCAGUCUCCUACAUCCCGGUCUUUGGCUCCCAGCUCUCCGACCAAAUGAACAUUUGGGGUCGAGCAAGGAACGUCUUUUAUUCCCUUUUGGCUCCCAUAGGCCAGGAGCUUAUAUGGUCGACUUUUAGGGAAGUAGCCGAGCGCCACUUUGACUCAGGCUCGCCCCCUGGAGGUCUGGAGGAGCUGCAUCAAGGAGCUGAACUGUGGGCCUUCAACACCGACUUCUCCCUUGAGUUCCCCCAGCCUCUCAUGCCCUACACUGUGCUGGUGGGAGGUCUGCUGAAUAAAGCGGCGCAGCCUCCGGAGCAGGACGUCGAGUUGUGGAUCUCCAAUUUCGGAGCGGCCGGUUUCAUUGUCGUGACUCUGGGAUCGAUGGUCUCCUCGGUCUCUGUGGACUCUCUACUUGUGGAGCUGGUGGCAGGCUUCUCUAUGGUCCCUCUGGGGGUAAUCUGGAGGUAUGACCCACAGCGAUGGCCGUCCUACCUGGACAGACCUCCCAACCUGAGGCUGAUGGACUGGUUGCCUCUCAAUGAUCUGCUGGGCCACAAAAAAGCGCGUGUCUUCGUCACCCACGGUGGACAGAACAGCCUGUUCCAGGCAGUGUAUCAUGCUGUUCCUGUGCUGGGCAUCCCUCUUUUUGGGGACCAGUUUGAUAAUAUGGUUAGGGCUACAACAAAGGGACUUGGCCUCACCAUCAAGCCCACACACAUCACCAGGGAACUGCUGAGCUCCACCAUUCAAACACUCACGCAGGACAUCAGGUUCAAGUCUUCAGCUUUGUCCCUUAGCCGGAUCCACAAGUCCCAUCCUGUCCCCCCAGCCCUUCGACUCACCCAGUGGGUGGAGCACAUCCUGCAGAGUGGAGGUGGAGCUCAUUUGAGGCCGGCUUCACUGACACAGUCGUGGUACCAGAGGUACCUGUUGGACUUGGUGCUCCUUCUCUCCCUGGGUUUUCUUGGGCCCGUAGUGACCUGUUUAACUUGCUGUAAGAACAAGAACAGCAGGGACCGGCACAAAAAGAUACAAUAGGUGUAGGUGUACUGUACUGAGCUCCAGAGAACAUGUAUACCUCAGUUCUGUGUUAGUCGUUUGUCUUGGACUCGAACAAUAUACCAAUAUGAUUUAUAGCUACCCUACAAUAGUGCAGUUGUUCAAUAAAUAAGCCAAGAGUCUUGUAACUGUUUCUUAUAUUUCCACUUAUAAAUAGAAUAAAAAUCAAUAACUAACAGCAGCCUCUCAUUUGGAUGUUGGAGACCUUGCUUUGGCGCAAGCAAUUGAGUCAAACUUCAGCAGACAAUAACCAAAAGUGUGAAAACAAGCCAUUCAAAUACUAAUGCAAAUUAUAUUCAUUUUUCUUGCUCAAUUUUGCUUCUCAUUUUCAGCAUUUCUCGUUCACGGCAAAGAUUUUUUAACUCACAGUAUUUCCCAGUUUAAUUACGUGUAA
Molecule: messenger RNA, 2405 nt
Organism: Pungitius pungitius (ninespine stickleback)
Lineage: Eukaryota; Metazoa; Chordata; Actinopteri; Perciformes; Gasterosteidae
Product: UDP-glucuronosyltransferase 3A1-like
Exons: 10
Coding region: 347-1990 (547 amino acids)
Cellular component (GO): UDP-N-acetylglucosamine transferase complex
Molecular function (GO): glucuronosyltransferase activity
Source: RefSeq, a predicted model, not a curated record